This is a messenger RNA of Helianthus annuus (common sunflower), 1053 nucleotides long. RefSeq lists its product as uncharacterized. The coding region runs from base 88 to 804 and encodes 238 amino acids. The transcript is spliced from 3 exons. NCBI's taxonomy places the organism in Eukaryota, Viridiplantae, Streptophyta, Magnoliopsida, Asterales, Asteraceae. The record is from RefSeq and is a predicted model, not a curated record. Gene Ontology annotation, cellular component: mitochondrial matrix.
AAAAGGCUUAUGGUUUGGGCCUCAAGUGAAUCUCCCAAAUAUAAAACCCUGUGACCGCCCUCACUUACCGACCGGCGACCUACACACAUGACGAUGUUUCUCCGGCGAAUUGGACAGAUGGGAAGACGACAAUCAUCGUCCAUCUUGUCUUGUUACCGACCUCUAAUAACCCCAAUCCAACAUCCUUCUCCAAAUGAACAAUCGAGAGGGUUCGUUUCAGAGAUGCGAAAAACAGCAUUUGAAGACCGCAUUCGUAGACUCAUCCGAAACGACAUUCAAUACGAACUCGAUCGAUCUCCCCUUACUCAGCUUGUUUCAAAGUUCAAAUCUUUUUCGGUCGAUGAGAGGUCCGGAGAACAAUGGAUCAGAUUGAACAAGAAAUUCGGUGACAACGAAGAGAUAAAAUUAGAGGUAACCAUGUUCCAAGUCUCUGCUCCUCCUGCAAAAGACGGUUCUCUUACCACAGCUAAUGACCUGGAGCUUUAUAUAUCAAUGGUGGUUGAUGUCUUUAAGGAUGAAGAUAGCGGUAUUUUGGAAUUCAUUUGCAAUGUUUGGCCCGACAGCAUAGAGAUCGACAAAGUUUUUAUGCGUGACCAAGAUGGAAUGACUGGUAAACCGUAUUUGGGUCCUCCAUUUCACGACUUAGACGAUGAGCUGCAGUCUUCACUGUAUGAUUUCUUGGAGUCAAGAGGAAUCAAUGAUGAACUUGUUGUCUUUUUGCAUAAAUGUAUGCAGCACAAAAGCAAAAAUGAAUACAUUCGUUGGAUGGGAAACAUCGAGUCGUUUGUAGCCCGGAAAAAGUAAAUCCAAAACACUGUUUACGUUUGCGUUUCGCAGCUCCUAUAAAUGUGAAAUUGAAUGAAAAUAACUUCAAAAGUUUUUUAAAAUUUCAUUUUGGAUGCAAGGGUGGUUAGGUUUUGGCUUUGGUUUCAAGUGUAACUAUAUACUCAUUCGGGUUCGGUUUAGUUACUUCUGAACAAAAUUGGCUAGACAGGAUUAAUGACAGUUAUUGUAAUGUCUUGUGUUGGUGAUUUUGUUUGUUUGGUGGUUUAA